ACUUCCGUGACUGUCGAGGGGGGCGUGACCGCGGUGAUAGCCGCGUAGCACAUGACGCCAGGCUGUAUGGAUUUCAAUGUUGUGUGUUCACGUGACAGCCACCAUGUGACGAGAUCAAUAGAUGUGGUUUCGUUAUCCUUGAUUUGACUGAAGGUUUAUUGUUUCACGUGAGUCUUGUUUUAGUCUGCUCGGGUGCACACAGUGGUAACUGACGACGUGAGUAGAGGCACAUCUACAGGAGCGUUUGUGCAGACGGCAGUAUGGCGUUUUCGUGGUUUGUGGGGCUGCUGAUUGCCAUGGCAACGUCAUGUCAGUCAGCGAAACGUCCAAACAUCGUCUUCAUCGUUGCAGAUGAUCUGGGAUACAACGAUGUCAGCUUCCAUGGAUCUAAUCAGAUCCCCACCCCAAACAUCGACAACCUCGCCUACAACGGCAUCAUUCUCAACAACUACUACGUGUCUCCAAUCUGUACUCCGACUAGAAGCGCCAUCAUGACCGGCAGACACCCCAUACACACAGGGAUGCAACAUAGCGUGAUCGCCGGUGACGAGCCAUACGGACUUCCCCUGACUGAGACCAUCAUGCCUCAGUACUUCAAACACCUGGGCUACAAGAGCCACAUUGUGGGCAAGUGGCAUCUCGGGUUCUUCGCCAAAGAGUAUACGCCCACGUAUCGUGGGUUCGACUCCCAUUUCGGCUACUGGCUCGGCUGCGAGGACUACUUUGAUCAUACGUCGGAGGCGUGGCUGAGUCAGUGGGGGCUGGACUUCCGGCGGAACAUGGACCUUCUGGACAACUACACUGGUCAGUACUCCACGGAGCUGUUCACGCAGGAGGCCGUCAACAUCAUCAACACCCACGACCAAAAAGAGCCCCUUCUGUUGUACCUCCCGUACCAGGCGGUUCACAGCGCCAACUUGGACGCCUUCCCCCUACAGGCGCCGGAGAAGUACACCAAGCGCUUCCCCAACAUCCAGAACAUCAACAGGAAGCUCUACGCAGGUAUGCUGUCCGCCCUGGACGACGGUGUGGGAGAAGUGGUGAAAGCGCUGACCCAGGCCGGACUCAUGAACAACACCAUCAUAGCCUUCACCACUGACAACGGGGGGCCCUCCAAUGGGUUUGAUGGCAACGCUGCUAGCAACUACCCACUGAGGGGGGUCAAGGCCACGCUGUGGGAGGGUGGCGUUCGCGGGGUGGGGUUCCUCAACAGCCCCCUCCUCCAGAAAUCCGGGUACGUGUCGCAGCAGAUGAUGCAUGUGACGGACUGGCUGCCCACCUUGUUCAGCGCGGCAGGCGGAGACCCCAAGAUGCUGAAAACACAAGAUGGGUUCGAUUCCUGGAACAUGUUGUCCACCAACGGCACGCCUGUCCGGACGGAGAUGCUGCACAACAUUGACCCCAUCAACAAGUUCGGCGGUCUGAGAGUUGGGGAGUACAAACUCCUGACCGGUAACGUUGGGUUUGGCGAUGGCUGGAAUGGGUGGUACCCGCCCUGGCAGCUAGAGGAGGAUACAGAUCGUCUUCACGGCAGCAAAUAUGACAAAAUGUCAGACAACUCUUGGACAAAGUAUGCCGAAUCACGCCAUAUCCCUUCCAAUGAUGUGCAGAUGAAAACGGCGGGAAAUUAUCCGACAAGCAGACGACUUUCUGGCACUCCCGUCCCCAUCACCUGUGGGCCUAAACCACAGAACGCCAGCACGAACUGUGAGCCGAUGAAGGCGCCUUGUCUGUACCACAUCCCCUCCGACCCCUGUGAGUACCACAACAUCGCCGACCAACACCAGGACAUCGUCAUCCAGCUCCUCACAAGACUCGAGCAGUAUACGUACACCAUGAUUCCCCCGGGGAACAAACCACUCGAUGAGAGGGGCAAUCCCACUCUCCAUGGCAACGCCUGGGUACCCUGGGUGGAACUGUAGACUUUGAUCAUUAUUUUUUUUAGGAUUUUGUUAGCUCUUUAUUUUAUACCCCCACCUCGAGUCUUCUACCGUCUGUAGAUUUUCUUGACCACUAGUUUUUGGGUUUAAGCUGGAUCCCCGGAGUCCUCGUCAUAUGUUGAGAUUCACUAUGUUUGCAGUCAGCCAGACAUGACAUUUGCUGUUGUUUGUCAUUUAAGUUGUGACUUUUUAAUAGAGCACAUAUUGGUGUAAAUUGCUGUACUUACUGAAAGUGUUUGUGUGUGUGUGCGUGCAUGCGUGCGUGCGUGCGUGCGUGCGUGCGUGUGUGUUCUUUGACCCGGCACCCUGCAAUAUUCAAGCUUAUGUCGGUGGUCUGUGAAUAAUCGCGCCUGGACCAGCCAGACUACGCUCUUUACAUAUUGUGCAAUAUAUGAAAUAUACCUCAUCUGUGGUAUAUGUAGAUAAUGUAUAAUAACAUUACGGCUAGUAUUAGUGAAAUAACCGUACCAUGGAUGUUUGUUAUUAUGUAGUGCCAAAUUGUAAAUAAAAUGCUGUUAUUUCCGGUUGGUACUGAGACUUACGCUGCUGUGAAACUACGUUUAUGUCAUAUGUAAGCGUCGCUCUACUCUGGUCACAGCCCAAACGUUUGGAACAUGGGCGGGUAUUAUUCUCUCUCCUGGCAGUUUGCCACAAAAGACGAAGGUGGAUCUACAGGCUGAUUCUGUGAUGACAUGAGGCUAUGACAAUCAAGGCUGGACAUGUCGUUCAGUAAUCGGUCAACAUGUUAUUUCACAAGGAACCACGAGGUUUUUCAUAGAUAUAGUUUAUUAUUUUCUUAAUAAUUUUGUACUUGUGCCAUUUGUACUGCGGGAUAAAUAAAGUUAUUUUUCUUGGUA
Messenger RNA from Haliotis rufescens (red abalone), 2797 nucleotides. RefSeq names its product arylsulfatase B-like. Lineage: Eukaryota; Metazoa; Mollusca; Gastropoda; Lepetellida; Haliotidae. The record is from RefSeq and is a predicted model, not a curated record. The transcript is spliced from 9 exons. Bases 261 to 1922 code for a protein of 553 amino acids.